Messenger RNA from Tetrahymena thermophila SB210, 2130 nucleotides. RefSeq lists its product as hypothetical. Lineage: Eukaryota; Ciliophora; Oligohymenophorea; Hymenostomatida; Tetrahymenidae. The record is from RefSeq and is a predicted model, not a curated record. The transcript has a single exon.
AUGGAUAAAAACAAAUAUGAAUUUCUUAAUUCUCUUCUUGAUAAGGAGAUUGAGAUAGCAAAAAAUAGAUCGCUAUCAUUUACUGAUUCAAGGAACUCAUUUUUAACUAAUGUGCACAAAUCUAAUUUAAGUACAAGUUAAAACAAUCAAGAUUAAUCUUAAUAAAAGUUAGACAAUCUCUAAAAUUUUAACAUUCAAAAUGAAACUCUUGAAAAUAGCACAGCUAACAAUUCUUAUAUGCUGAAUAAUGUUAGUAAUAAUAAAAGCUUGACAGAAGUUAGCUAUGAAGAUAAUAAAAAAUAUGAAAAGUAGAAGAAAUCUGAUUUUCUUAAUUAACUUCCUAUGCAGCAAAAUUAUCCUCAACAAAAGUUUGAUUAGAAAGCCCAUAUUUUUUAAAACAACCUUUUCGAGAAUAAUAUAAAUUAAGAUAAUUAAGCUAAGGCCCAGAUGACAAAUUAAGAAUUAAGCUCUUCAAAUAACAGAAACAGUUUCAGAUAAAAUAAUGGAAACUCAGGAAACGAUAGUUCAUUUAUAAGCAACAGUAAAUAUUAUGUUAGACAAACCCCUGAUAGCUAUAAAUAGAAGUAAUAUGCAGGUGAAAGUUCAUAAAAAAAUUAAUUAGAAAAUAGUAUAACAAAUUACUCUAGAAAUGAUAGAGGAGCACUAUAGAAUAGUAUAAAUUAAAGUAGUGGAUUCAGCCCAUUUCAAAACAAUAAAUACAAUAACAGAAACGCUGAGCAUUCUCCAGAUGCUGUUUUACUAAAUCAAUAGUAAAUUAAUGAAAUUCCAAAAGUAAGUAAUCCUAUCGCAGCAUAAGCAUAUUAUUAACUAGAUAACAUGAAGAAAUAAAUUAGUGGCAGCUCCUUUUCUCCGAAUAAAGGAAAAUCUUUAUCUUCAAAUAACAACUCAUCUUUAUCUAACAUAAAUCAUUCUUAAAGAUAACAAAAAUUAUCAUAUCAGAACUAUUAGGAUUAAAGCUAGUACAAGUAAAAUUAGUCAUUUGAUACUAAUUUUGGAUAAUCUCAUUAAUUAUCAUAUUCAAUAAAUCAAUAAUAUGACUCAACUACUUUGUCAUCUGAAGAAAAAAGAAAAUAAUUCUAAAAGGAAUUUGAAAGUAUCUAAAAUAAAAUACAAGCUCUAGAAGAUAAAUUAAAAAUUACAGAAAAAAAAAAUCAAUAACUUGGAGGUUUUUCUUAAGAAAAUAAUUCAAUAGUUUCUUUAUAAAAUGGAGUAAGUCCAUUUUAGGAAAGUAAUGAAUAUCCAGUUGCUUAAAAUAAAGGCAAAGCUGACAUUUCAAUAUUCACUAAUCCUACAAUUAAACAAACUUAAAUGAAUAACUCAAUUUACCAUAAUUAAAUAUCUCCAAGGUUUAAUAUUCAGGAUUCAAUAUUUUUUUAGCAAUAAGAUAAGCAGUCAAAAGAUAUUUCUCCAAAACAUAACAACCAAAUUCAAAGUAAACAAAGUCAAUAACAAAAAUCAAGUUCUGGUAAAAAGAAAAAGUCAAAAACUUCUACUAAAAGAAGUGAAACUAAUAGUGAUAAUGAUGACUCAGGUCUUAAACCAAAAAAUUUAAAUGAAACUACAGAGAGUAGUAAAAAGUAUAUAAAAUAGCUUAAAGUUCAAAUUUUGAAUGAUUCUAAAGAUUUUAAAGAAGAAACAACUCAAAAAUCUAAACAAAUUAGGUUCAAAACUCCAAACAGAAAAAAUAAUUCAUCUUUACCUCCUUUUUCAUACAAUAUAUAACCUUCAUCUACUUAAAAUACAAAUAAAUAAUAAACUUCGCCUUUCUAAAACAAUGAAGAAAAAAAUAUGUAUUCAGAAGAGAUAAAAGCCUUGUAAAAAGAAUAUUAAAUGUGGGAAUAAAGAAGAGACAAAUAAAGACAAUAGCUAUAACACAUGUAGGAAAACAACAAUAGAAAUAAUAGUAAGCUUUAAAAACUAAAAAAGCAAGCUAAUAAAUUAAUAAAACUUAAAAAAGAAUAAGACUUGCAUAUGAGUGAAUAUGAUUAGUGCUAUCAUAACUUUGAAAAAUGUGAGCUCAUACGUUAAAAACAAAAAAUUUUGAUUUCAUGUCUUAAAGAUGAGCUUAAACUUCUUCAAAAAAAAAAUAAUACUUAGAAUUUUAAUUGA